This is a messenger RNA of Closterium sp. Yama58-4, 519 nucleotides long. Lineage: Eukaryota; Viridiplantae; Streptophyta; Zygnematophyceae; Desmidiales; Closteriaceae. The record is from the annotation of a GenBank genome assembly.
AUGGCAGCAGUCAAGGCUUUCCUUCUUCCCCUGGCUCUCUUAUUGUUGUUUGUUUCUGCGCAAGGAGCACAUGAUGGCAUUCCAUGUCCGUUUCAGGGAUGCGACUUUUACUUCAACGGAAGUCUCAGUACUAUUCCCAGCUUCAACAUCGGAGCAGUUUCAGGGAACAUGAUUUUGUCGCAUGCUAAAAUAUUUCACAGAAACGGCGAGAGGAUCGUCACAGCAUCUUCGGACCACUGCGAGUUUUUUAACGACACGGAAUCGUGCGGGACGACGUUUUUCUUCAUGAGCGAGAUUGACGACUGGAAUAAAGCGGAUGUUGUAGGAGCUCAUCCUAUUCCGUCAGAGAUUAUACAUGAUUUCACAGGGAAAUGCGUGAUACUUCGUGUUAGCAACUUUUACGUGAGCAAGAGUGGUUGGAUAAACAAUGGCGACAACCGAAAAGGGUUUCCACAGAGCCGAAGAUGCCUCAUUCUCAAGACGGGCAACGCCACAAUAUCCACAGAAGACUUCCAAUGA